AACAUGAUGAACAUCUUCUAUUUGGUUUACCUUUCAAACCAAAACUUCCCCUAAACCAACUUUAAAUAUGAAAGAAAAGAAAGAAAGAGGAAAACUUCAAAGUUUCAAACCCCACAAGAAUAAGAAAGUGAAGACUUAAGAGAGAGAGAGAGAGAGAGGCAGAAGACAACAAAAACAUUGCAUACACAAGCAAUAGCCUAAGGCUAAGCAACUUUUUUCCAAUUUUUUUGCUCCUCCUCUCCCCCCUUUUCCCUCAUCAAAAGCCUUGUUUUUCACUCUUUCUCCCCUCUUCCUCCAAUCAAAAACCUCUCUCUCUCCUUCUUUUUGGCCUUUUGAACUGCUAAAACAGAAGAAGAAGAAGAAGAAGAAGAAGAAGAAGAGAGUAGAAUUUGUUUGUUUGUUGUUGCAAUACAGAGAUACCCAUCAAUGGAAAUCUCUUCCUCUUCCUCCUCAAGACUCCAUGAGAGGGAAAAAAACCCUUCUUCCCCAAAUAACUCUCCCAACAGCUUCAGCGCCUCCAACAAUGGCGGCCUUCUCCCCCACAACCCUAAACUCCUCCCCAGAUCUGAAUCCAACCCUUACCCCACCACUUUCGUUCAGGCCGAUUCCUCCAAUUUCAAGCACGUCGUUCAAAUGCUCACCGGCUCCUCCGAUUCCCCCAAGCCUCCGCCGCCGUCGUCUCACGACCCCUUUCAAUCCUCCAAGAGCUUCGCUAUUCCUCCGAUCAAGACGGCGCCCAAGAAACAGCAGAGCUUCAAGCUCUACGAGCGCCGGAAUCACCUCAAGAACAGCCUCAUGAUCAAUACCCUGAUUCCUAAUUUCGCCGGCGUCGGUGCCGGUGCCGGUGCAGGCGCGUUUUCUCCUCGGAACGCGGAGAUUCUGUCGCCGAGCAUCCUUGAUUUCCCGUCUCUGGCGCUGAGCCCUGUGACGCCGUUGAACGACGACCCCUUGUUCGAGAAAUCCUCGUCGUCGCCGUCGCUCGGGAGCUCGUCGGAGGAGGAGAGGGCGAUCGCCGAGAAGGGGUUUUACUUGCAUCCGUCGCCGAUGAACACGCCGAGGGCGGCGGAGCCGCCGCAGCUUCUCUCUCUGUUCCCCGAGACAUCGCCUAGGGUUUCCGGGUCGUCGUCUUCCUCGUAACUAAACAAGGGUUUGUUUGUAGAGAUUCGAAACUUUUUUCUCCUUUUUUGAUUGAUUUUAGAUAGAGAAUCGUCUCGUCAAUCAAUUGGGUGUGGAUUUGAAAUUGGUUCUCUGAGAAACAGAAAAAAAGCAGAGUCAUCUUGCUUUGAAUUUUCACUGUACAAUCUGAUGAGAAAUCCCAUCGAAAAUCGCAGAGUCCUCUUUUUUUAUCUCCAUUUUUCUUCCUCUAUUACUCGUUUUUGGUUUCAAUUUCCAGCAAUUUUCUCUUCCUUUCCAUUUUCCGGGAAAGUGGGUGAGAAAAUUUUGAUCAUCAGUUCCAUUCCCAAAUCCCACCCUCCACAGAACAGAGAGAAUGUGAGAAGUCAAUAAAUUAACCAUUGGAAACAGAGAGUUUUGAGUUUUUGUUGAGAAAUUUUGAUGGUGGGUCUGAAUUAGAAGGAUGCAUUAAACAUGGUGGAGAUCCAUGAGGAAGAUGGUUGGAAGUUCCACUCAGUGUUUGAUUGAUUUCUUUGUUCUACAAAUGGAGCUGUAAAUACUGUUGCUUUUUC
This is a messenger RNA of Momordica charantia (bitter melon), 1685 nucleotides long. RefSeq names its product VQ motif-containing protein. The record is from RefSeq and is a predicted model, not a curated record. Lineage: Eukaryota; Viridiplantae; Streptophyta; Magnoliopsida; Cucurbitales; Cucurbitaceae.